Messenger RNA from Oncorhynchus tshawytscha (Chinook salmon), 1941 nucleotides. Its product is annotated as NT-3 growth factor receptor-like. Gene Ontology annotation, cellular component: plasma membrane. The transcript is spliced from 12 exons. NCBI's taxonomy places the organism in Eukaryota, Metazoa, Chordata, Actinopteri, Salmoniformes, Salmonidae. The record is from RefSeq and is a predicted model, not a curated record. Gene Ontology annotation, biological process: cell surface receptor protein tyrosine kinase signaling pathway; protein phosphorylation. Gene Ontology annotation, molecular function: ATP binding; transmembrane receptor protein tyrosine kinase activity; protein binding. The coding region runs from base 370 to 1866 and encodes 498 amino acids.
CUUGCUACGACGAGUCCGACCACCGAGAACUUGGAGUCCGGUAACGUUACAAGCGUACAGACACGACCGUGGAACCUAGAAUACACCACACCGCGGUUAAAAUAUGAAAAGAGAACGCUUUCAUAUCUUUAUCGUAUAAUAUAUAUAUUUUAUUUUCCUCAUCGGGGGUCUUGGAAAACGGAAGACCAUAAGUACACUACAGAAGCGAGGAUAUAGCAGCGAUACCUUCCUUCACACGCACGGUCACAUAUCCUCCAUAUACACCCUCACAGACACACAACUAGAACCAAAACAGUCAUAUCUACAAUUCUACUCCAGCCCACAAACGAAGACUUAUUUUUGGAUAAACACCCUUUUCUGGACCGAGUCAUGGAUGUGUGUUCGUACUGGAGCAGGAUAUGCUGUCGGAGGGUGUUGUUUCUGUUCUGUGUGUUCCAGGAAUAUCUCAGCUCGAUGUUGGACUGCCCGCCAACCUGCAGCUGCUCGCUCACCGAGAUAUAUUGUAAUAAAUCCGACACCGGGAAAUUCUUCCCUGUGGUGGCGCUCCAAGACACCGGGAGCUCAGGCAACAGCAGUGUGGAUAUAGCCGAGCUUUUCAACAAUAUCUCGUCCAUACACAUAGAGAACUGGACAGGACUGCAGACUCUGAGAGACGUGGACAUGGAGCUGUACACUGGACUACAGAGGCUAAUCAUUAUAAACUGCAGUCUGCACUCUAUCCAGGCCCGGGCUUUCUCCCAGAACCCUCAUCUACGAUACAUAAACCUAUCCAAGAACCCUCUAACCACCUUGUCCUGGCAACUGUUCCAGAACCUGCAACUUUCCGAGCUGAGGCUGGACGGUGUGGUGUUUGACUGUGGUUGCGACGUGCGUUGGAUCCAGCUUUGGCAGCAGAGAGGAGAGGCGGGGCUUCACACCCAGAUGCUGUUCUGCAGAAACGGGGCCUUUAAGAUACGAUUGCAAAACAUGUACAUUACCUUAUGUGACGUACCAGAGAUCAGUGUAAGCCACAACAGUAGCCUGAUGAUGAUAGAGGGUGAUAAUGUAACGGUCAGCUGUAAUGGGUCAGGAGCUCCCCUCCCCGAAGUCGACUGGACCGUCGCUGGACUACACUCCAUCAACACACACCUGUCUAAUGUCUACUGGCCUAACAUCCAUUCUAUUAACCUGACGCUAGUCAACGUAAGUCGAGACGACAACGGCUUCCUGCUCACCUGCAUAGCAGAGAACCUAGUGGGAAUGACCAACGCUUCCAUCCAGCUGGCUGUACAGUUUCCACCAGUCAUCCUGAAACUGUCCGAGCCUGAGCGACGCCAUGACACCUGCAUAGAGUUCACAGUGAGAGGCUAUCCCUACCCGACGCUGCGAUGGUACCACAAACAGAGAGAGAUCCUGCAGAGUGAGUACAUCAGGACAGAGAUGGAUUUCUACCGGGACUAUCUGGAGGGAUGUCUGACUCUUCUCAACCCAACACACUACGAUAACGGAAACUACACGCUGGAGGCCUCCAACUCCCUGGGGACCGUCACCAAGACGGUCUACGGACACUUCCUCACGGCUCCGCCCUUUGACCCUGACGCCUCCUCUCAUCCUUCAAAUUGUAUCCGACAGCAGCCGACAGAGACUCCAUUUCAUGGUUGUGAGUCUGUGUGUUGGGUUGUAUUCUCCAGUGCUCCUACUGUCUCUGUCUGUAUUCCAGGUAGCCCAGUGCCAUCAAACAAUGCCAUCAGGCCGGAAGAGGAGACGUUUGGGGUGUCGAUAGCAGUAGGUCUGGCUGGUUUCACCAGUGUUCUCCUCAUCGUCCUCUUCAUUCUCAUCAACAAAUAUGGCCGACGCAACAAGUAUGGAUUGAAGGGUAAGUCAUAGUGCACUACAUGACCAAAUGUAUGUGGACACCUGCUCCUCCAACAUCUCAUUCCAUAAAUCAUGGGGAUGAAUUCA